AUGGAGUCUUACCUACAGUAUUGUAGGAUCGGGCAAGCGGUUCGCCGCCAGCUGGCUGAAAUCGAAUCUAAAUGUAGUUGUGAGGGCUAUACUAUUGGGUCGCUACACAAUUCUAGUUGUCCUUUAUACGAUCCAAAAGUAAUUGAUGCUGAGAAGAGUCCCUCUACACAAGUCAUUGCCGACAAUGAGUCUCUGAUCAUGGUCGGCUGGGACGGCUCUGAUGAUCCCCUGAACCCUGCCAAUGCAACUGUUGGACGGAAGCUUUUUAUGACAUUUCUGGUCUCUCUCAUUGCUAUCUCCGUCACGGCAGCAUCUGCAAUCGAUGCUUGUGGCGUGCUACAAUACAGUGAAGAUUUCGGUGUAACCGACGUGGUUGGAUCUCUAGCAACAGGUCUUUUCCUUGUUGGUUUUGGUGCCGGAUCGCUCCUCUCAGGCCCAUUCUCCGAGACAUUUGGACGAAAUGCAGUUUAUCUCAUAACGAUGCUUCUUUUCUUGAUUUUCGUCAUGGCCUCUGCGCUCGCUCCCAAUCUCCACAGUCAUCUCAUCUUCCGAUUCUUUGCAGGAUUCUUUGGAUCGACGCCUCUUAGCUGCGCCGGAGGAACAGUCGCUGAUCUUUGGGACCCAGCACAAAAGGCAUAUGCAUUCCCUGCCUAUGCAAUUCCAGCAUUCUCAGGGCCUAUGAUUGGCCAAAUUAUCGGUAGCUAUAUUCCCCAAACGCUGGGAUGGCGCUGUCUUCUCUUGCACUGGAAGGCGAAAGCCCUUCGCAAGGAAACUGGCGAUAAGCGAUAUCGAGCUCCGAUUGAAAUGAAGCGCGAGAGUUUGGGACGUCGCCUCUUGACGUCUGUUUACCGCCCGUUCAUCUUGUUUUAUUCCGAGUUGAUUUUGAUCUUGAUGUCGCUAUAUCUGACGGUGGUGUAUAUCGUCCUAUUCACUUUCCUGGAGGGGUACACAUUCAUCUUCACCGAUACAUACGGAGUAUCGCAAGGGAUUACUAAUGUCGCCUGGGCCGGUAUGCUUUGUGGCAUUCUCCUGGUGACUGGUAUCGUCCCGUUGGUCUACUCGUGGACAGCAAAAGAGUACCAGAAAACUUCCACAAUUGUGCCAGAAACACGGCUUUGGUAUGCGAUGCUCGGAGGUGCUCCUGCAGUACCAAUCAGUUUAUUCUGGAUGGGAUGGACUGCCAAUUCAUCUAUCUCGAUCUGGUCUCCACUCAUUGCUUCGGCUCUCUUUGGAUAUGGCAUCACCACCAUUUUCAUUGUUGCCUAUAUGUAUGUCAUUGACUCUUACGGGGUCUAUUCGGCAUCGGCUUUGGGAUUCCUGGUCUUCACACGUUAUGUUGUUGCGGGUGGUAUGACUGUCGCUGGAAUCCCGAUUUAUCGCUCCAUUGGGGUACAGUAUACGUUGACGAUAUUGGGAGCAAUCAGUGGAUUGAUGGCAUUUAUUCCCUAUUUGCUAUUCAUCUAUGGUCCCAAGAUUCGGAAGUACAGCAAGUAUGCUGUGAACACCGACAAGCAUUGA
This is a messenger RNA of Penicillium manginii, 1518 nucleotides long. RefSeq names its product Major facilitator superfamily domain general substrate transporter. Gene Ontology annotation, molecular function: transmembrane transporter activity. The record is from RefSeq and is a predicted model, not a curated record. NCBI's taxonomy places the organism in Eukaryota, Fungi, Ascomycota, Eurotiomycetes, Eurotiales, Aspergillaceae. Bases 1 to 1518 code for a protein of 505 amino acids. The transcript is spliced from 5 exons. Gene Ontology annotation, biological process: transmembrane transport.